Geosmithia morbida is the source of this 798-nucleotide messenger RNA. RefSeq names its product Calcipressin. The transcript has a single exon. Bases 1 to 798 code for a protein of 265 amino acids. Gene Ontology annotation, biological process: calcium-mediated signaling. Gene Ontology annotation, molecular function: calcium-dependent protein serine/threonine phosphatase regulator activity; nucleic acid binding. The record is from RefSeq and is a predicted model, not a curated record. Gene Ontology annotation, cellular component: nucleus; cytoplasm. Lineage: Eukaryota; Fungi; Ascomycota; Sordariomycetes; Hypocreales; Bionectriaceae.
AUGUCCACCGAUCAACCGACCGCCGCCGCCACCCUCGGCCACUCGCAUCGGCCGUCUCGCUCCUCGUCGACGACGUCUCGCAAGUCCAACCUAUCUCUCGACCUAUCCAGCCUACCUCCGUUCAUCCCCCCCACCCCUCCCUCCAACACGCUCCUCUUCACCAACCUGACGGAUCCGGACAUCUUCAGGCCCGACAACCUGGCCACGAUCCGCAACCUGAUCUCGGCCUCGGCCUUCAUCCACGCUUUCAGCCCGCUCAGGUCCUUCUGCCGCAUCGUCGUCUCCUUCUUCGACGAGGAGAGCGCCAUCCGGGUGCGCUCCAUCUGGGACGGCGAGGCCAUCAUGGGUCACCGCGUCAAGAUCUACUUCGGCCAGAACACCCCCGUCCACGCCCGCCGGGAGCACCUCGCCCUGCCCGACGCGGGCAAGCUCUUCUUCAUCUCCCCGCCCCCCAGCCCCCCCCACGGCUGGGAGAUGCGCCUCGAGGACGCCCCCAACAAGCUCGUCCACGCCGACGACCUGGCCGCCGCCCUCGCCAAGCUCAGCCACGACGCCCCCGGCCCCGUCUUCCACACCCAGAACUCGCCCGACCAGUCGCCCGUAGCCGACCAGCCCGCCGGCCGCGGCUUCAAGAUGCGCAGCCGCAGCUCGACCCUCAUCUACCGUCCCGAGGACGACAGCGCCAACAUGCCCGCCGUCGUCGUCGAGGAUACGACUGACGACAUGGACGACGACCGCGAGCCCCGUCCCAUCACCGCCCAUACCUCUCUCCCUCCUGUCGAGCUGGCCAACUCCUGA